CCCUUUAUGAGUACAAGUUACAAACUCAACUGCUAACUGGAACUGGCCUUUGAACUGAGUUAACUGACCAGAGCAUACUGCUGGUACAGCCACAAUAAAAGAGCCAAGCUGACUUAAAGAAACAACCCCGCUUUAAGAAUCAUGCAAGGAGCUGAGGUUGAUCUGGUCUUGGAAGAGAUUACGAAGAUUGGUGCCAAAAAUGUGGCCUUGCAAAUUCCGUCUCAUCUGCUGAAACAUGCUAGGCAAUGGGUUCUCGGAUUGGAAAGUGGACUGAAAUAUCAAGAUGUGGUUGUUCAGGUUCUGGCAGACAACAACUACAGCGAGUGUUGUGUGGAUGAGAUCACAGCUGCCCACGUAGUGGCAUGCGACUUGAUUGUUCACUUCGGUCACUGCUGUUACAGUGCUCCCUCAAUUUACCCCACACUUAUCAUACCUUCUUAUCAUACUAUGGUGUCUGGGUCAAGUAAGCUGGACGACGAUUCAGUUAGAAAAAAGAGAUGUGCUGAAUUUCUUGUGAACAAGAUUAAUCCCGGAGAAAAAACAUGCGUUUACUUUUCGGAUGAUUUCGACUUCUCUUUAUCGGACUUAACUAUUCACGCAGCCGAACUAUCAGAUCUCGACAUCGAUUUCGGAAAAACCAACCGACUCAUGAAACCUUCUUGCAAAAGUGACGGACUUGAUUUCGGUCGAAAAUUUGGCGAGUCUCAAAAUUUGAUUAAGAAUAUCGUUUAUUUUGGAGGCUCAGAAGAUAGGUUACUGCAUCUUGUGUGUUUGAAGUAUUUUGUGUCUUCUACGUUGUAUGCAUUUGACCCCGCGACUUCUAAAGAAAUUACUUGUAUGUCGAUUGUUCGAAAAUUGUCAACGAGGAGGUCACACCUUAUUGAGAGAGCAAAGGAAGCAGACAUAAUUGGAAUUCUGAUUGGCACACUGUCGGUUAGAGGGUACAGAGAAGCCAUCGACUUCAGUCGCAACCUAGUCAGACUGGCAGGCAAGAAGAGCUACACAUUUGUGGUCGGAAAAAUAAAUGUGGCAAAACUCGCCAAUUUUGCUGAGAUUGAUGCUUUUGUCCUGAUAUCUUGCGCCGAGACUAGUUUAAAUGAUCACAGCGAGUUCUUCAAACCAGUGUUGUCAGUAUGCGAACUUAAUUACGCCUUGAACCCAAAUGCGACCUGGGAUGGAUCAUUUGACCUUGACUUUUCAAACGUCGUGAAGAAACAUGCAAGUGAAGUUGAACAAUUGCUGAAGGAAAACCAAAAUUACGAAAUCCAUUCACAGGGCGAUUCGAGUUCACAGGUAGCGUUAAGAGGAGAAUUUUCCUUAGUUCCAAAAACUGCUGCGUCCUUUUUGCAAAAUCGUUCAUGGCAGGGACUCGAAAUGAAACUCGAACAGAACGAAGUUUGUAAAAUUGAGCCGGGUUUGAGUGGGAUUCCUAUGAAGUAUGAUAAAGAGUUCUAAUUUAAAUUUUUUAAUUUA
Messenger RNA from Symsagittifera roscoffensis, 1473 nucleotides. RefSeq names its product 2-(3-amino-3-carboxypropyl)histidine synthase subunit 2-like. Gene Ontology annotation, molecular function: 2-(3-amino-3-carboxypropyl)histidine synthase activity. Bases 142 to 1455 code for a protein of 437 amino acids. Gene Ontology annotation, biological process: protein histidyl modification to diphthamide. The record is from RefSeq and is a predicted model, not a curated record. NCBI's taxonomy places the organism in Eukaryota, Metazoa, Xenacoelomorpha, Acoela, Convolutidae. The transcript is spliced from 6 exons.